CGACGCGGGGCCCGGGGGCGGGGCGGGGCGCCAGCCAUGGACAAUCAGUGCACUGUCCAGGUCAAGUUAGAGCUGGGUCACCGGGCCCAGCUGCGGAAGAAGCCCACCACGGAGGGGUUCACCCACGACUGGAUGGUGUUUGUCCGUGGCCCCGAGCAGUGUGAGAUCCAGCACUUCGUGGAGAAGGUGGUGUUCCGCCUGCACGACAGCUUCCCCAAGCCCAAGCGUGUGUGCAAGGAGCCCCCAUACAAAGUGGAGGAGUCGGGUUACGCUGGCUUCAUCAUGCCCAUCGAGGUGCACUUCAAAACCAAGGAGGAGCCAAGGAAGGUUUGCUUCACCUACGACCUGUUCCUGAACCUGGAGGGCAACCCGCCCGUGAAUCACCUCCGCUGCGAGAAACUGACCUUCAACAACCCCACCACCGAGUUCCGGUGGAAGCUGCUGCGGGCUGGCGGGGUGAUGGUAAUGCCCGAAGGAGCAGAAACGGUGUCCAGGCCCAGCCCCGACUACCCCAUGUUACCCACAAUUCCACUCUCUGCCUUCUCUGACCCCAAGAAGACCAAACCGCCCCACGGCUCCAAGGACGCCAACAAGGAGAGCACCAAGGCCGCCAAGCCCCACAAGGCGGCCAAGGAGCCCCGGGAGCGGCCCCGCAAGGACUCGGAGAGCAAGAGUGCCUCCCGGGAGCCAGAGCGCGAGCAGGCCAGGCCCUCCAAGGACGCCUCCCGGAAGCUGGGCGAGGGCCGGCCGCCCAAGGAGGAGAAGGCACCACCGCCCAAGGCCGCAUUCAAGGAGCCCAAGAUGGCCCUGAAGGAGACCAAACUGGAGAGCAUGUCCCCCAAAGGGGGGCCCCCGCCGCCGCCCCCACCCAAGUCUUCCAGCAAGCGGCCCGCCGCCGCGGACUCGCCAAAGCCCAGCGCCAAAAAGCCCAAGAAGAGCAGUAGCUCCAAAGGAUCCCGGGGCGCCCCGGGCACCUCGCCCCGCACCUCGUCUUCCUCCUUCUCGGACAAAAAGCCGGCCAAGGACAAAGGCAGCACCAAAGGGGAGAAGGUCAAGGCCGAGAGCGAGCCCAAGGAGGUGAAAAGGCCGCUGGAGGUGGAGGAGUCCAACUCGGAGGACGAGGCCUCCUUCAAGUCUGAGUCUGCCCAGUCGAGCCCUUCCAACUCCAGCUCCAGCUCAGACUCCAGUUCAGACUCGGACUUCGAGCCGUCUCAGAACCACAGUCAAGGGCCCCUGCGCUCCAUGGUGGAGGACCUGCAGUCCGAGGAGUCCGACGAGGACGACUCAUCGUCGGGCGAGGAGGCUGCAGUCAAGACGAACCCCGGGCGGGAUUCCAGGCUGAGCUUCAGUGACAGUGAGAGUGACAACAGCGCUGACUCCUGCCUGCCCGGGCGCGAGCCCCCUCCCUCCCAGAAGCCGCCCCCACCCAGCAGCAAGGCCUCAGGCCGGAGGAGCCCGGAGUCCUGCAGCAAGCCUGAGAAGAUCCUCAAGAAGGGCACCUACGACAAGGCCUACACGGACGAGCUGGUGGAGCUGCACCGGAGGCUGAUGGCCCUGCGGGAACGCAACGUGCUGCAGCAGAUCGUGAACCUGAUCGAGGAGACUGGUCACUUCCAUGUCACCAACACCACCUUCGACUUCGACCUCUUCUCCCUGGACGAGAGCACCGUGCGCAAGCUGCAGAGCUGCCUGGAGGCGGUGGCCACAUGACCCUGGGCCGGAUGCUGGGGCCCUGGGGGUCCCUGGGGUCCUGGGAUCCCCGGUCCCACCGUCCGUCCUCUCUCUAGACUCACCUGCCCUCAGCACUGCCUUAGUGACCGCCCUGUCCUUGGCCCACACAGCCAGCUGCACUUUCCUCGUCGGCGUCUGCCCUGCCCGCCCCACCACCUUGGCGGGGGACCUGGGGCCCUGGAGGGCCGGGCUGGCAUGGCUGCUCCCAGCUGCACCCCCACACGCCCUUCAGCCUCCCUUGGGAAAUGGUUUGUGUUGAAGACAGUGCCAAGCGGAAGGAACGUGCACAGCUGUGGGCCCUGUGCCUGACCUCGGGUCCGGCCCCGUGGCAGGCAGGCGGGCGGGCGGCCCAGUUCCCUCCUGGGCCUCUCGGAGCAGCCAGGCCUGGCUGCCGGGCAUUGCCACAGCCACCUCAGACGGUUCAGACCACAUCCAUCGCCAGGACCUCCGAAGGCUCUGCACGUCUCAUGGCCAGCUGGGGACAGGCUGAGCCUCCGGCACUGUCCUUCACGUCAGCCGAGAGCAGCCCCUCUCCCGUUGGCCCCCACUGUGCGAGGGCUCUGCUGUAGGGUCUCUGUUAUACAUAUAUGUACGCACUGUAUGUGUCCCAGUGUCUCCGGGUGUGUGUUUUGUGGCAGCAGUGGCACGUGGGGGUGGGGGGUGGGGGGGGUCAGGUUGGACUUGGGUUCCGGUGUCUCUGCUGCUCCUGUCGUCGGGCCGGAAGCUGAGCUAGGGCCCCCGAAAGCACUCGAAGUGUUGGCCGUCUCCAGCACCUCCUGCCCUGGAAGAAUCUGCCGAUUGUGGCUCCAAGAACGCGUCUUCCUUCAGGGACUCCGGGAGCUGGAGGCCCAGCCCUGGGCAGCCAGGGGACACUCAGCGAGGGGACGGAAAGCCCCUAGGGCACCGGGAGCCCCUUCACUUCCUGGCACCCGGCCAGCCUGGCGUCGGAUGCUGGGGACAGCCUCCCGGCCGGCAGUGAGGCCACUGCUGCACCGGUUCCCUGGGGCUCCUCCUCUGCCCCCGUAGGAUCCUCUUCCACUCCUUGUGUUCAUCCAGUCUUCGAACUUUGAACAAAUGAGCUUUUGCCAAAUACGAUAGGAUAGUUUGUGGAGUUUCCCAAGGAGCCUCGGGACAGAGCCAGCUCCUCACACUUGGGCUCUGGCUGGCGGUAUGGCCGGCCCGGUGGCCUCUCUGGUUUUGGCCGGGCCCGGCCACGCCUGCGGUCUGUGCCUGUCCUGAGCCUGGAGACUUCGCUCCUGACACGCCUGAGCUUCUCCCAGCGGAUUCCUCAUCCGGCUGCCCCACUCUGCCCGGGCUGAGAAGCCCUGAUGGAGCCGGCCACCUGGGACAGGGUUCCUGGAGGGCCAGGUUCCCGUUUGAUCAGCCUCUCUUUCCUGGACUCUGAGUCAGAGCUCCUCCUCCAGGCCCACCCGGCUUUCAUGCCGUGAACGAGAUGCAGGAAGAAGAGGACUGGGUGGCAGAGGUGGGCACACCUUCUCUUUAACCUGUUAGGUGUCUCUUUCCUCUUCCACAUUAGGAGUUCAGACAACGGAGGGCCUCCAAGCUGUCCUUCUCUUGGGGUUCCCGCGUUACCCUUCCCUGCCCUGAUUCCCUGUCAGGAAGACCGAACACUCCCUGUGGGGGAGUCUCGCCUCCAGACUUCCCCACACUCCACCUUUCCUUGGGAAAGCCCCAUGUCCCAGGCCGAGAACUUGCAGAGGGAACUGUGGUGACUCCUGGCCAUUGUUUUCCUUCCAACCUCACUGCCUUCAGGUACUAGGAGAGGGCAGGCUGUGUGGCAGGCUCCCUGCCGUCGCCGUGCCCUUCCCCAGACAGGCCAACAAUACUCUAAAGUGGGUCACCUUUCUUGGGAAAUUCUUUAAAGCAUUGGACAAAAGGAACUGACCCAACGUGGUCUUCUCAGAAGGCAAAAGCUGCUAGGCCUUCUGCGCAGAGGCAGUCGGGUGGCCGUGAGAGGGGGCUGCAGCCUCAGGUCUCGGGCUCUCCUGGGAAGGGCCAUGGGCCGUUCUGAGCUCCCCACAGCUCUGCUCCACAGCUGGCCUCCCCUUGGGGGGCACCCGGAGCUGGGCCCAGGUCUCCAGCAUGCCCUUGGGGAACGGGCAGCUCAGCAGAGCCUUCUGGCCCUCCUGAAAUUUCUGGAGCCUUCUGAAGCACCAACCCUUUUCUCAGUUACCUCCUCUGGCCAGAGGGCCCCCGCCACUGUCAUCUGGAGCUGCCCAGGGCCAAGUGCUGGCCCCAUGACCACCGAGGGACGUGCCAGCACCGGCCACAUUCCCAGCUGCUCCUCACCCUCAGGCAGCCUGACAGUGGUCCACGAGGGCACUGGGCACCUCUGCAUAGGAAAGAGCCUGGCACUUUGUGAUUGCUGCGUGUCUCGUGUUAAGUCUCCUGCCCCUGUGCAAAUCCCUGUGUUUUGCUAUCUCCUGAACAAAUGUAAACCUGAAAGCAGAAGGUAUUGAAUACCUUUCUUUCACCCAUAAGGGUUCUUGACGAAGAACGUGUCUCACUAGGAACCAGGACAUUCAUCAGCCCGAGACCAACUCCUGGAUAAAAGGAAUAAGGAGAAUCGUGUUUGUAAUAAGUUACAGGAUCGUUUCUAUCCUGGAUUUUAAACUUUUUUGUUAAAUUGUGAAAUUAUGGAGGAGUUUUAUAGAAAAAAAAGUGACAUAAAGACAGAAGGAAAAGCA
Molecule: messenger RNA, 4439 nt
Organism: Choloepus didactylus (southern two-toed sloth)
Lineage: Eukaryota; Metazoa; Chordata; Mammalia; Pilosa; Megalonychidae
Gene: MLLT1
Product: MLLT1 super elongation complex subunit
Exons: 12
Coding region: 37-1710 (557 amino acids)
Biological process (GO): regulation of DNA-templated transcription
Cellular component (GO): super elongation complex
Source: RefSeq, a predicted model, not a curated record